UGCAAAUUAAUUUCAUUUUAUCGUCUCGCUAAUAGUUUUUGUAAAUAAUCAGAUAUCGAGAUACCUUUUGAAGUUCGUGUUCUUAUAAUCUUGUUAUUAUUAAUAUCGUACGACUGAGGCAUUAUUGUGGGGUUGCUCCUAACAGUUAUCGCAGCUGAAUUUUCGAAGUCGAAGUUUAACACAGACUUAUCUCCCUGUAGUGACUGUGCGGUUGUGUUUGCGGUCGUAUUGCGACUAUUGCCUGGAGAGAACCCGUUUCAAGAGAAAUAAUCUGCAAUAAGUUCUUGCUGUCGGAAAACAUUAACAGGCCGGAGAUUCUGUAGACUGCGAAUCUACAAGCCAUCUUGACGCGACAGUUGCGACUACAUCGACAGCGGCGCUCGCUAUGGCUCAUAACGCUUAUAAUCGACCUGGUUGGCCCAAAGGUCCCGGUCCUCAGCAGUAUAUGGAGACUACUCACCAGCCUCCAGCUCCGAUGCAAGGGAAAUCCCGCAGUAUUAAAGUGUAUUCACUGACAAACUAUACUUUUGGCACGAAGGAUCCCGUGUAUGAGAAGGACCAUUCCGUACAGGAGCGCUUCAUUCGCUUGCGGAGGGAAUACGAGAAGUUCGGAAUGCGUCGUUACGUGGAUGCCGUCCUGUUGGUGCAUGAGCACAAAAUGGUGCAUGUACUGCUACUUCAGUUGGGGAAUACGUUUUUUAAACUUCCGGGCGGAGAGCUGAAUGAAGGGGAAGAUGAAGUGGAGGGACUGAAGCGGCUGCUGCACGAAUGUCUGGGCAGACAAUCGGGCAGUCCGGAUGAAUGGGCCAUCGAUGAGGUUGUCUCCAACUGGUUCCGGCCCAAUUUCGAGCCGCCGCUAUAUCCGUACGUUCCGGCACACUGCACCAAACCUAAGGAACAUCGUCAGAUGUUUCUCAUAACUCUGCCCGAUAAAGCCAUGUUCAACGUUCCCAAAAACUACAAGCUGGUGGCCGCUCCAUUGUUUGAAUUGUACGACAAUGCACAGGGAUAUGGCCCCGUUAUUGCCAAUCUGCCGGCCGCGCUCUCUCGUUUUAACUUUGUUCACGUUUAAUCCUCUACACCUCUGACAGAUGGUAGUUUUGCGUUAUAAGCUGGGACCUUGUUUAUUUGUUGAUACAUAAUACUUAUUUCUUCAGCGCUGUUCAACUUGUUAUUAUGUUUUUUCUCAAGAAAUCAUUAUUAUGAAUAUGAAUGUUCAUAGUAUACUCCAUACAAUAAUGUGGUGUCGAAUCAGUAAUUUGUUAUAAGUAUUAAUUUCGUUAUUGUGUGGAUGAUAGCGUACUGUAUGUUCCAAAAGUACCGAAGCUGUUUUGUUGAAAAGUAUUUUCUUUUUACAUAUUGUUGCGACAUGACGCAAUGGCUGAAAUUUUAUUAUCGCAAUUAAACUGCUACUUCGUGUUGUUAA
Messenger RNA from Paramacrobiotus metropolitanus, 1426 nucleotides. Its product is annotated as cleavage and polyadenylation specificity factor subunit 5-like. The record is from RefSeq and is a predicted model, not a curated record. Bases 386 to 1072 code for a protein of 228 amino acids. Gene Ontology annotation, cellular component: mRNA cleavage factor complex. Gene Ontology annotation, molecular function: mRNA binding. Lineage: Eukaryota; Metazoa; Tardigrada; Eutardigrada; Parachela; Macrobiotidae. The transcript is spliced from 3 exons.